This is a messenger RNA of Clonostachys rhizophaga, 432 nucleotides long. Lineage: Eukaryota; Fungi; Ascomycota; Sordariomycetes; Hypocreales; Bionectriaceae. The record is from the annotation of a GenBank genome assembly.
AUGCUCUCCUUCAUACUGAUCCAGAAUCGCCAGGGCAAGACCCGUCUGGCCAAGUGGUACGCCCCCUACAGCGACGACCAGAAGAUCAAGCUCAAGGGCGAGGUCCACCGCCUCGUCGCCCCCCGCGACCAAAAGUACCAGUCCAACUUCGUCGAGUUCCGCAACAACAAGAUCGUCUACCGCCGCUACGCGGGGCUCUUCUUCUGCGCCUGCGUCGACACCAACGACAACGAGCUCGCCUACCUCGAGGCCAUCCACUUCUUCGUCGAGGUCCUCGACGCCUUCUUCGGCAACGUCUGCGAGCUCGACCUCGUCUUCAACUUCUACAAGGUCUACGCCAUCCUCGACGAGGUGUUUCUCGCCGGCGAGAUCGAGGAGACGAGCAAGCAGGUCGUCCUGACGAGGCUGGAGCACCUAGACAAGCUGGAGUGA